This is a messenger RNA of Penicillium taxi, 942 nucleotides long. Its product is annotated as putative glycerol dehydrogenase. Gene Ontology annotation, cellular component: cytosol. Gene Ontology annotation, molecular function: aldose reductase (NADPH) activity. The record is from RefSeq and is a predicted model, not a curated record. The transcript is spliced from 3 exons. The coding region runs from base 1 to 942 and encodes 313 amino acids. Lineage: Eukaryota; Fungi; Ascomycota; Eurotiomycetes; Eurotiales; Aspergillaceae.
AUGUCCGUCGCAGACACCCACUUCACCCUAAACACCGGUGCAAAAAUCCCAGCACUAGGCCUAGGAACCUGGCAAUCAGCACCAGGCGAAGUCGCAAGAGCCGUAAGUCACGCCAUCAAAGUCGGGUACCGCCACAUCGACACAGCGCUAUGCUACGGCAAUGAGAACGAGGUUGGGCAGGGCAUUAAGGAGGCUAUUGAUGCUGGUAUCGUGACACGUGAAGAGCUAUUUGUCACCACCAAGCUUUGGUGCUCGUAUCAUACUAGAGUUGAGGAGGGCUUGAAGCAGAGUUUAGUUAAUCUUGGGCUUGAUUACGUUGAUCUUUACUUGAUGCAUUGGCCUUUGGCUAUGAAUCCAAAUGGUAAUCACCCUAUCUUCCCUAAGCUUCCUGAUGGCUCGCGCGAUAUUGACCACGAUCACUCGCAUGUCACUACGUGGAAGAGUAUGGAGAAGCUAGUCGGCUCUGACAAGGUCAGGGCUAUCGGUGUUUCGAACUACAGUGUCCCGUACCUGGAAGAGCUUCUACCUCAGGCCACUAUCGUACCAGCUGCAAACCAGAUUGAGAACCACCCCUCUUUGCCUCAGCAGGAGAUUGUCGAUUUCUGUCAGGGAAAGGGCAUCCAUAUCACUGCCUAUAGUCCUCUUGGUAGCACUGGCAGUCCUCUUUUCACUGCUGAACCUAUUGUGGCUGUUGCUAACAAGAAGGGAGUUACUCCCGCUUCUGUUUUGCUGAGUUGGCAUAUUGCUCGUGGCUCUUCCGUGCUCGCCAAGUCUGUUACUCCAUCACGUAUUGAGGAGAACCGGAAUGGUUUGAUCAAGUUGGAUGCUGAGGACCUCGCUACUAUCCAGAAGUACUCGGAUCAGCUUGCUGCUGAUAAGGGUUUUCAGCGUUUUGUGUUUCCUCAGUUUGGCAAGAACUUUGGGUUCCCUGAUAAAUUUUGA